Messenger RNA from Globicephala melas (long-finned pilot whale), 2757 nucleotides. RefSeq names its product GA binding protein transcription factor subunit alpha (gene GABPA). The record is from RefSeq and is a predicted model, not a curated record. Gene Ontology annotation, cellular component: nucleus. Gene Ontology annotation, biological process: cell differentiation; regulation of transcription by RNA polymerase II. Lineage: Eukaryota; Metazoa; Chordata; Mammalia; Artiodactyla; Delphinidae. Gene Ontology annotation, molecular function: DNA-binding transcription factor activity, RNA polymerase II-specific; sequence-specific DNA binding.
GGUCGUUCGUGUCACCCUUCGCCGCCCCCUUCCCUCACUAUCCCCUGCUCGACUGUCCGCCGUGGUCCGCAUUCGCCGCGGUCGGGAUCUGAUCCUGACGCCCCGGGGAUUUCAGAGGAACAUGCAAAACCAUCCUCCUUGCCAACUCAGCGAUUCGCUUUCACUUCGUAUCUAGUUGUCUUUCUAGAAUUCUUACAGUUGCAUCAAAGCCAUCUAUUAAUGUAUAUGGUGUCCGUUGAUUUUCUUUUAAAAACGAGGAAGUGUGAGGCAAGGGGAAAAUGAUGGGUUAAUGUAGCUUGUCAGCUUUUUUAGUUUUUUUGUGGACUGGAAGAUACGCCCGCGCGUGUUUGUAUUUAGGAACCCUAGUUUGGUUAGGUUAACAUCAGAGAGGACAACGCCUAAUGUUGCACUGCAAGAUGACGAGUAGUGAUUUAGAAAUACGCGCAGUACGUCUGAGUCGUGAGAGGAGCAAAGUUUUAGAAAGGUCCACUUAAGCAAAGUGAAGAACUGGACAGUGAUAACGUUCUUAGGGUCAGCUUUUGAAAUACUUCAAUCAUGACGAAAAGAGAAGCAGAGGAGCUGAUAGAAAUUGAGAUUGAUGGAACAGAGAAACCAGAGUGCACAGAAGAAAGCAUUGUUGAACAAACCUACACUCCAGCUGAAUGUGUAAGCCAGGCCAUAGACAUCAAUGAGCCAAUAGGCAAUUUAAAGAAACUACUAGAACCAAGACUGCAGUGUUCUUUGGAUGCUCAUGAAAUUUGCCUGCAAGAUAUCCAGCUGGAUCCAGAACGAAGUUUAUUUGACCAAGGAGUAAAGACAGACGGAACUGUACAGCUUAGUGUACAGGUAAUUUCUUACCAAGGAAUUGAACCAAAGCUAAACAUCCUGGAAAUUGUUAAACCUGCGGAAACAGUUGAAGUAGUUAUUGAUCCAGAUGCCCACCAUGCCGAAGCAGAAGCACAUCUUGUUGAGGAAGCUCAAGUGAUAACUCUUGAUGGCACAAAACACAUUACAACCAUUUCAGAUGAAACCUCAGAACAAGUGACGAGAUGGGCUGCUGCUCUGGAAGGUUAUAGGAAAGAGCAAGAACGUCUUGGGAUACCCUAUGAUCCCAUACAGUGGUCCACAGACCAAGUCCUGCAUUGGGUGGUUUGGGUAAUGAAGGAAUUCAGCAUGACCGAUAUAGACCUCACUACGCUGAAUAUUUCCGGAAGAGAACUCUGUAGUCUCAACCAAGAAGAUUUUUUUCAGCGGGUUCCUCGGGGAGAAAUUCUCUGGAGUCAUCUGGAACUUCUUCGAAAAUAUGUAUUGGCAAGCCAAGAACAACAGAUGAAUGAGAUAGUUACAAUUGAUCAACCUGUGCAAAUUAUUCCAGCAUCAGUGCAGUCUGCUACACCAACAGCCAUUAAAGCUAUAAAUAGUAGUGCAAAGGCAGCUAAAGUACAAAGAGCUCCAAGGAUUUCAGGAGAAGAUAGAAGUUCACCUGGGAACAGAACAGGAAACAACGGCCAAAUCCAACUGUGGCAGUUUUUGCUAGAACUUCUUACUGACAAGGAUGCUCGAGACUGCAUUUCUUGGGUUGGUGAUGAAGGAGAAUUUAAGCUAAAUCAGCCCGAACUGGUUGCACAAAAAUGGGGACAACGUAAAAAUAAACCUACAAUGAACUAUGAGAAACUUAGUCGUGCAUUAAGGUAUUAUUAUGAUGGGGACAUGAUUUGUAAAGUUCAAGGCAAGAGAUUUGUAUACAAGUUUGUCUGUGACUUGAAGACUCUUAUUGGAUACAGUGCAGCAGAGUUGAACCGUUUGGUCACAGAAUGUGAACAGAAGAAACUUGCAAAGAUGCAACUCCAUGGAAUUGCCCAGCCAGUCACAGCAGUAGCCCUGGCUACUGCGUCUCUGCAAACAGAAAAGGAUAAUUGAGCCCAGGACCUUUUGGGAGUCCAAGGUCUUUCUUAAAUGUUAGAGCAAGUAUUGCUCUUACCUUUAUUACUGAAUUUGAAUCUUCUUUUAUUUCUAGACUGUACAAUCUGAUGCAUGAUUUUUUUAUAAAUAUUUCAUACUCUUGUGAAUUUGGAUCUUUUUACUUUGAGCAUAUAUUUUAGAAAAUGUGUAUGUUAAACGAUCACCACAAUGUCUUUAGGCAGGUUCAUUGUGGGAUAGUUUGUUAACAGUCAAGAAAGCUAAACUGGUCAGUAUUAAUGUCUAGCCCAACCAAAAAUAGCCAGUAGCUAUUGAUGAAAAAUAAAUGAAAGUAUCUCCAGGAAACAGUCUGGCUUAACUAUUUUUUGAAAAUAUAACUGUUUCCCCUCUCUGCUGCUUUAGAUGUUGCUUUACAUAGAACCAGAAAAUGGAAUUUUUCACAGCUGAAGCAUGUAUGCCUGUUUCAUCUAAUCAAGCAGAGCUAAAAUAGUCAUAUCAAAUAAAAUUAUAAUAUUAAUAAAUUACUAAACUAAGAGCAUCACGUUAUUAAUUUAUAUAUUUGCAAGCAAAGGACAGUAGAAGACUGGCAGAGGAACAGUGCUGAAGAAAGAGAUCCAGGUUUAAAUCUGGCUUUACUCAAGCCAAUUUUAAGGAUUUACUGUAUAGCUAUUUCAUAAUGUCAGGCCAAGAAUUUAAAUUAUUAUAAGAGAGGCAUUAAAUUCUAAUAAACCAACUAUUACAAAAAUUCUCAAAUGAUCUCUGCUUUCCCUAUCAGAGAUUUAAAAAACUGAAAAAGUGUACCUCAACCUGAAAAUAAAAGUUUGGUUUGGUUUGGUA